Cucumis melo (muskmelon) is the source of this 576-nucleotide messenger RNA. RefSeq names its product arabinogalactan protein 1-like. NCBI's taxonomy places the organism in Eukaryota, Viridiplantae, Streptophyta, Magnoliopsida, Cucurbitales, Cucurbitaceae. The transcript has a single exon. Bases 1 to 576 code for a protein of 191 amino acids. The record is from RefSeq and is a predicted model, not a curated record.
AUGGGCAACUUUGCUCUGUUUACUGUUCUGUUUUUUCUUUCCCCAUUUAUUGGCCUCGUUUUCGCUUACGAUUCGCCUGCCGCCUCCCCAAAACCCCCUAAAACGGCUCAUUCUCCAUCUCCGGCGCAUUCUCCGGUUGUUUCGCCGCCGAGUCGCUCUUUAUCUCCGUCUAAAUCCCCGACUGCUUCUCCACCGAUGUUAACUCCGGAAAUAUCUCCGACAUUGGCUACCCCACCAUCUGUAGCGCCCUCGAAGGCCCCGGCAGCGGUACCUAUUUCUUCGCCGAGUGAAAAUUCUCCGGUUUCGUCCCCGCCGUCUCCUCUCCCUUUCGAUGCUUCUCCGGUUGGGGCUCCAGUGGAACCAGAAAUUCCCGCAAAUCCGAUUUCUGGAGGGUCUCCGGUCGGGACGCCGUCAAUAUUUCCGUCGAGUAGCAGCCCACCGAUGGCUACUCCGACAAACUUAGCUCCGGAAACGGCGGAGCGGCCUGGAAACGACGCGUCGGCGUCAGGAAGGUACAAGAUCGGGGUGGAGGUUAUGUUGAGUGGGCUUUCUAUUUGGGCUGCUUGGGCCUUUUGA